AUGGUUAGGCUUAUUGUUCUGAUGCUAUUAUCGUUGACAGCUUUUGCGAUCACUCCAAGUAUCUUUAAAAGCCAAUUCUUAGAAGCAAGUGGAGAUUGUAGCUCUCAAGAAGAACAACAAUCCCAACAAAAUCAAUCUUGUCCUCAACAGCAAACAAGCCAAUGCGGCCAACAAGGGUCUCAAGUUGUAAAAGGAGAUAAAGGAGAAAAAGGCGACCAAGGACCACCUGGGCCUCGAGGACCUCAAGGUCCAGAAGGGCCUGCAGGACCCCAAGGACCAAAAGGAGACAAAGGUGACAAAGGUGACAAAGGUGAAAAAGGAGAGCAGGGGCCUCAAGGCUUAAAGGGUGAAAAAGGUGAGCAAGGAGCACAAGGGUCACAAGGACUUCGAGGUUUGAAAGGUGACAAAGGGGAAAGAGGUCCAAGAGGGGUUUCAAUAAAAUGCAUUGAAUAUGAUGAGGUUGAAGAUUGCAAUGCUACCUCUUCUAAUGCUUCUUCUUCUGUUAGCUCAUCGCAAUCAAGCCAAGAUAUAUGCCAUUGCCCUCUUAUAAAUUCUACAAGCUCUGAACAAAACUCCACUUCAAGCUGUUCUGGACAAUCCUCAGGAUCUUCUUCUAACGAAACUUCAGGAUGUGCAUGCUCAAGUGUUGGAGCAAACUCAACCAGCCAAUCUUCUCAAUCUAGUAAUGAAAGCUCGGCGAAUACAACUUCUGGAUGUGCUGGAGCAAACUCAAGUAGCCAAUCUUCUCAGUCAAGUAGCGAAGAUUCAAGCUCUGGCUUGUGCAAAUCUGGAUAA
Messenger RNA from Blepharisma stoltei, 795 nucleotides. NCBI's taxonomy places the organism in Eukaryota, Ciliophora, Heterotrichea, Heterotrichida, Blepharismidae. The record is from the annotation of a GenBank genome assembly.